This is a messenger RNA of Rana temporaria (common frog), 1328 nucleotides long. RefSeq names its product membrane-spanning 4-domains subfamily A member 8-like. Bases 133 to 834 code for a protein of 233 amino acids. Gene Ontology annotation, cellular component: membrane. The record is from RefSeq and is a predicted model, not a curated record. NCBI's taxonomy places the organism in Eukaryota, Metazoa, Chordata, Amphibia, Anura, Ranidae. The transcript has 7 exons.
AUUGACGGAUUUGCAUAUCACCUAGCACUAUGCAAAUAAAACAAAUGCACUGACCUUUGAUUUAAUCAACUGUCUUCAGCCACAGUAACACAACUGAGCAUAGCGCACAAUAUCUGGUCCAGACUCCAGAAUAUGGAUUUCCUGGUGUCUCCGCCAUGUGGACCUGUGUUUGGGGUUCAGCAGAAACACAACAUUCUCCCAGUGGUUCCUUGUAACCAAGAAUUUUACAAGAUCUUCCUAAAGGGACACCUUAAAGUUCUUGGGGCUGUCCAGAUAACACUGGUGCUCCUGCAUUGGUCCCUGGGGGCUGUGCUCUCAUCCUCAUCUUCAGAAGACUUGAUUUCUAGAACUGCAAACAGUGGAAUUCCAUACUGGGCUUCAGUGGUAUAUCUGGUCUCAGGAGGCUUGUGUGUUACUGUUGAGAUCAAGCCCAGUCUAACCUUGAUAAAAUGGACCUUUGCAUUUUCCGCCAUCUGCUGCUUGAUGUCCUUGAUAGAGUUUUGUUUAAUCUGUGUGGAUUUGAAUAACCUUAAUGGUGGUUAUAGCUGUCCACCAUGGCAUCCUUGCUGGGACGGGGACUAUGUGGCUAAGCUGCACAGGAUAGCUUUGGCAUUCCUCUUUAUUGCUUGUCUGGGGCAGCUUGGAAUGUUCAUUUAUCUGCUGUUUAUCGGUAAAAAAGCAUUGAGUGCCAAGGAGGAUUACACACCAGAGGUAUUUGCUGUAAACAAUGAAUAUAAGUAUUUUAUAUCUUGUGAAAUGUCACAACCAGCUAAUGAAAACCAAAAUUACAUUCCUCUGACCCCCAACAGCAAGACAUCAGAUGUCAAAAUAUGAUGGGAAUCCUGUUUAUGACAGCUCUAAGAAGGAAGGCUAACUACUAAUAGUAUAUUAUACGUGAAAAUAGAUUCAUGAUUGGGAUAUUUUUGGGGAUUAGAGACUGGCUAAAAUGUGGAAAUACUCCUGCUGGUUUCAGAAAACCUUGCUUUAAGCGUUUACUACUCCAACACUUCAUAUUCCUGAUAUGUGCCUGCUGUACCAUAUACAUGUAUGGAAUGUAUCCUGUUCUCUUUGUAUUGCUUCCUUUGUGUGAAAUCCCUGGUGUUCCUGCCAGUCCCUUUGCGUUCCUAAUAAAAACUGAUCACACUAAUCAGGGGAGCAAACCGUGGUCAGUCCUCCAGCUGUGCUGGGAACUCAGUGUUCUCUCCUCCAAUUAUCAGACUUGUCCUUAGAUGCCCCCUCUGCACGGCCAUUAACUGGGAAGCUCAGUGUGAUGCUCCUCCUCCCAGCUCUUAUGCAGCUGAGAACAAAGGGUAUGAGAUCACUUUAAA